Rotaria sp. Silwood2 is the source of this 501-nucleotide messenger RNA. Lineage: Eukaryota; Metazoa; Rotifera; Eurotatoria; Philodinida; Philodinidae. The record is from the annotation of a GenBank genome assembly.
AUGCAUGAAACCAACAAAAUCAAAGCAUUUGUUCAAAAUAUUAAAAGUAAUACUGAAAAGAAGUUAAAAUGGAUACCGAUGAAUAUGACAAAUUCAACGCCGAAUUUUCCACGAAUGAGUCUUAACGAAUUACAAGAGCUACCUCUUGGAGUUUAUCAAUUAAAACAAGCUCGUGCUUACAUUGCCGAGCAUAUGGCUUCCGAUGGAGUUCAUUCGGUUAAAAUAGCUAAUCCAAGAAGUGAUCUUUUGAGGCUACAGUCCAAUCAAGACACAAAGCUAAUGUCAAAUAUGAUGCCUACAUUCAAUAUGAUUCAAAGAAUAUUACAGGCUGAUAUUACACUUGUCCAAAUGGAAGUAGAAAGAUAUAUUCCAAAAGAAUUACAACCACGAUCAUCACUAUACUAUACAUCAAUAACCAAUGCUCAAGAUUACUCAGAAAUCUUUGAUGUCGACUCCGAUUUCAGUGAUGAAGAUUCUAAUACACUAUAUACAUUAGUUUAA